GUCUGGCCCGUCCCCGGGCGCGGUAAAAGCGUUUGAAUCCAGCCUGGUGGCCGCAGCGACAUCCUCAACCCUCACAAUCCUGACCAGCCUCAGCCGCCUCCUCUUUCUUUUGCAUCCCUGACUCUUCCGAAUCACAAGAGUGGAAACGGAGAAGCUCAAGCCGCCGCCAUGUCCGAGGCUUAUUUCCGGGUGGAGUCGGGUGCGCUGGGGCCUGAGGAGAACUUUCUUUCCUUGGACGACAUUCUGAUGUCCCACGAGAAGCUCCCGGUGCGCACAGAGAUCCCAAUGCCGCGCCUCGGCCCUUUCUUCCUAGACCGGAGCGGAGGCACCGAGACUGACAACGCGAUCCCUCAGGGCUCAAAGCUUGAACUCCCCUUGUGGCUGGCAAAAGGACUUUUUGACAACAAGCGCCGGAUCCUUUCUGUGGAACUUCCCAAGAUCUACCAGGAGGGUUGGAGGACCGUGUUCAGUGCAGAUGCCAACGUGGUGGACCUCCACAAAAUGGGGCCACAUUUCUACGGGUUCGGCUCCCAACUCCUGCAUUUUGACAGUCCAGAGAACACAGACAUCUCCCAGUCUCUCCUGCAGACGUUUGUUGGACGUUUCCGCCGCAUCAUGGACUCCUCCCAGAAUGCUUACAACGAAGACACUUCGGCGCUGGUAGCCAGGCUAGAUGAGAUGGAGAGAGGCUUGUUUCAAACAGGGCAGAAAGGACUGAAUGACUUUCAGUGUUGGGAGAAGGGGCAGGCGUCUCAGAUCACAGCUUCCAACCUGGUUCAGAACUACACGAAGAGAAAAUUCACUGACAUGGAAGACUGAAGCCCAGAAGAAAACAGAAUUGCUCCCUGUAGACUUAUCCCUCUGUGUGUCCUUGAUAGGAGCAUAGUUGACCUUGUAUAGGGCCAGAAUCAUGUCCCAUCUUGUGACUUUUUCCCUGCAGCACUGUUGGGAGUGCUACCAUCUGGUGGGGAAACAACAUGCUGGAAGAUGUCCCUGGCCCUAUAAGUCUUCCAGGACUAUCCCACCUGCUGACCCACAGACCAGACCUACUUAGCCCAGGAACCCACAGCCAAGGAGAAACCAAAGUCCUUCAUAAAUAAGGAUCAUGAAUACAUAUAUCGCAGUAGAGUUGGAGCUGGGAUUCCUCGUGCCUGGGAGUUUGGACAGCCUUAGAUAUCCAGUUUCACUAGCUCCAAAGGACGGGUACAAAUGGGCCUUCCUAACCUGUUCACAAAAUGUCCUCUUGAGCUUAAUUGUCUCAUCUUCCUCAUGGUUGCACAAAGGACAGUACCCCCAGGAUGCUAGCUCUGCUUGUAAAUAUCUCCUGCCACCUGCCUGUGGGGAGUUACCCAGUUUCAAAAAACAGUCGCCAAGAAUAAGGAAGGCAAAGGGAAAGCCCGGUGAGUGGCAAGGCUUUUACUAAAGAGAAGACAUUGCUUUCCUCUUCUGUGAGGAGGGCUUCAUGAACUGGACUUCACGCCUAGGCGAGAAAUGGUUAAACUGAGCUUGUUUUUGCCUCUAGAUCUUUAGAGCCCCCGCACAGUUAUUCCAUGCUCUCCCUAGGAAAGCUGUCAGGGAGUUGUUUGGAAUCGCAAAGUAGUUGUUAAAGGGUGUUAACCAGCCCUUAUUACAUUGAAAUCAAGGCUUCAGCGUUGCUGGUUAUGAAGAGCCCUGUUUGAGAAGCUUAGCAUGGCAGAUGUGAGUGGGCAAGAGACCUCGGUCAUGGUUUUUUUCUCUUCAGUAAGUUUUGCAAUAUUAUUAUAUAACAGAUUCCUGACCAGUUACUGAGACUCUGUUUAAGCAACCACAAAACUCUUUCCCUGGAGAUCAAAGAGGAAACCUCAGGCAGAGUAGGAAACAGCAUCCCUGGGACCCACUGGCCUUUUUGAAGGGCAGUUAUCUCCACACCAUGGCUCCCCUUCCAACUUCCCACAACUAGUGAAAAUUGCCUUUGUCGCCGGAAAUUACAGUGGGAUUUGGGUCUCCAGAUUGUACAGAUGUCUUGAUGCAAACUUAGAAUGUCAGAAAUAUUUUUUAAAUGCCUGUUUUAAGAUGGAGCUGAUGUUUUUAUAAUUUGAUUUUGGGGCUAAAUAAAUGAUCCACUUUGCACAU
This is a messenger RNA of Physeter macrocephalus (sperm whale), 2112 nucleotides long. It is a transcript of the gene GINS3, whose product is annotated as GINS complex subunit 3. Lineage: Eukaryota; Metazoa; Chordata; Mammalia; Artiodactyla; Physeteridae. The coding region runs from base 169 to 819 and encodes 216 amino acids. Gene Ontology annotation, biological process: mitotic DNA replication initiation. Gene Ontology annotation, cellular component: GINS complex. The transcript has 3 exons. The record is from RefSeq and is a predicted model, not a curated record.